Acipenser ruthenus (sterlet) is the source of this 5309-nucleotide messenger RNA. RefSeq names its product B-cell lymphoma 6 protein homolog. Gene Ontology annotation, molecular function: DNA-binding transcription factor activity, RNA polymerase II-specific; RNA polymerase II cis-regulatory region sequence-specific DNA binding; protein binding. NCBI's taxonomy places the organism in Eukaryota, Metazoa, Chordata, Actinopteri, Acipenseriformes, Acipenseridae. The transcript is spliced from 10 exons. Gene Ontology annotation, biological process: regulation of transcription by RNA polymerase II. The record is from RefSeq and is a predicted model, not a curated record. Gene Ontology annotation, cellular component: nucleus. Bases 2115 to 4160 code for a protein of 681 amino acids.
GUCUUUAGUAACAGUCCCAAUGCAUUUGCAAGACUUCUCCGUUUUCCGUUUUUGCUUGUCUUUCCACCCCUGCUCUUGUCGAAGAAUAGAUUUAGCGACACCUUGUGGUCAUUUUUUUUAAAGGCACUUUAUGAAGAAAUUAGAGGAAUGCAGCGGGCAGGGUGUUUUGGUUUACACUGCGGGGGAAAGUAGCACACGGGUAUUUGUUGUACAUGUGAAGCUACAGUUUAAAAACUCGCACUGACCAAAUCUGCCCGAAAUAAUAAAACCUUCCAUUUGAAUGGAACUUGUGACUCGGUUUUCGGAAGCAUUUUUAGAGAAGCUUGUGGCCAAUACAAGUUUGCAAAGUACAGUAAUUGAAUACCACCUGGAUCACGAGUUUAGUGCGGUUCAAUAUUUUGGGAAGAUUUUCAAAAUGAUUUGCCACUUUACUAAUAUGCAUUGAAUAUUGAUUUUAGAGGGGUUUGAAAUCACAGCAUCGUAUAUCAAACAGCAAUCGACAAGAAGAGAAAAUACGGUCUGUUGGACAUUCGUACACGACUCGCUGAUUUGUGGGGUUAAAGUUAAUGUAGUGAAAUGUUUUAUUUGUGCACGAUCAACAAAAGGAGCUCGUUUGUUUGUGAACGAGUCACUACGUUAAAUGAGUGACUAACACUGUAAUGCAGCGUGGAUGAUUUGUUGGUGAUUCCAGGAAAGCGUUGGAACUGGUUGCAUGUGUGCUUCCCAGAAUGCUAAUAUUGUGAUGGUAGCUUAACAUUUAACACACAUUGGAGAGGAUGUGUAAUGUAAAAGUACAUUCCUGCUGUUAGCAUAAACAAAUGCUUUUGAGCGAAUUAAAUAAACGGCAGGCUGAAAGCGCUUCUAUUGUAGUUCUUUCUCAAUGACAUGGCGCCAUCUAGCGGUGUCAAAGCUAAACUGUUCUCCAGAGACACUGGAAUUUACACUGAAGAUGCGGGGACGUUUUCUGAACACAGACCGAUUAGACGGUGGGAAAUGCAGGGAAAUUCACUGCGGACAUUUGUUUCAAGCUUUUAUUAAAUGAGAGUGCUCUUACACCAAGUGCAGCCUUUCCCACGCUCAUUGAAGUCAAAGAAAAGAGAGUUCAUGUGUCGGAAAACAAGCUGGCACGAUAUUCUUGAAAAUGUGGGUGUGCGGGUUAGUUUCGGUGCAGGGAAGAGUCUUUUGAACCUCGCUUAUCAGCCUGACAAACAGCAGAUCAUAAUUAAACAUUUCUCCAAUGACAAGCUUUUUAUUUAUUUUUUUCUCGUCCCAGAUUUAUUGAAUAUACUCCUCUAUCAAUUCAGUUAAACGUGAGCCUCUCGCAGUUUUAUACUCGCACAUGACGUCACACUAAUCUUGAUGUUUGAGAGCAUACAAUUUCAAUUAGAAAAACAAAUCUUUUUUUUUUUUUAAUCUGGUGUGUCUAGGCGUUGUGUACUCUGUGGUACCGUCGGUACACAUUUGGCUGCUAUUGCCCUCGCAUUGUUUCCGAGAACAGGAGUUCUGCUGGCUCUAAUGAGAUUGGGGCUACUUUUCAAAGAAUAAGCCUCUGUCUGUGCUGUGAUUUCCGGAAUAAGGGAACCGCAAUAUUCCCUGAUAAUGGCAGAUAUAGAUUGUAUUGCCUUCCGCCAGACACUCGGUUUGUUUAAACUUCGUUUAAGAAUUGCAUGUCUGUAUUUGAGGAGGGAGAUGCAUGGCUAAAUCCAAUGUCCUUUAACUACAUUUUAAAGUUAAUAGGUGGUGCCAAACAGCUGUUCAAGAUACGGGUUACACUGGUUGUGUUGGGUUGUCUUGUAAUUCAAGGGAAGAAGGGCACACUCAUCCAUGAAGCAGACCACGUUAGGGUGUGCUGUGAAAGUGACUGAUAAGACGCAGCAGAAUUUGAAGAUGGUUAACUGUUUAACUUUUGUUGUGUUUUACUUCGUGUUUUCCAAACACGCAUUUGUUUAACAAGUUGAGGAAUUUCAUUGUAUUUGUGUGUCUUUGUUAAGGCACAGAUGGCUGUAUAAUGAGUUGCUGGCAAAGUUUAUGUAGAACACAUUUUAUUCUGUCCCAACUAAGACUGCAAGUUGCUUAUCACAAAUGGCUGAGGACCAGUAUCCAAUCUUGACAAGAUGUCUUGCGCAGCAGACAGCUGCAUCCAGUUUACCCGCCAUGCGAGCGACGUGCUUCUCAAUCUGAACCGUCUGCGGAGCCGGGACGUGCUGACCGACGUCACCAUCCUGGUGAACAGGCAGCCAUUCCGCGCACACAAGACCGUCCUCAUGGCCUGCAGUGGGCUCUUCUAUUCCAUCUUCACGGACUCGCUGAAAUGCAACCUGAACGCCAUCAGCCUCGACCCCAAGGUGGAUCCGGACGGCUUUGCCAUUCUGCUGGGCUUCAUGUACACGUCGCGUCUCAGUCUGAGGGAGAGCUCCAUCGUGGCAGUCAUGAACACGGCCGUCUACUUGCAAAUGGAUCACGUGGUCGAUACCUGCCACAGGUUCAUCCAGUCCAGUGACCGGAGCCCUUCAUCCAAGCUGCCCACAGAAGAGUUUCUGUCUAGCUCAAUGCUGCCUCAGGACAUCAAUGCUUACAGGUUGCAUGAAGUGGCAGAGAGCUUGCCUGGCCGCAUCGCUCCGUUCCGGGACAGGGGAGCCUAUGGCCCUAACAUGUACAAUGCCAGCACCUACCACCUGUACGGCAACAUGCCUGUCCAUGGCUUCCCCUUCUCCCUUGGAAAGCUGCCAGAAGCCAAAUCUCCCUACCCGGACUACCCCAAAGGCGGUAGCCUCCACCAGAAGCACUGCUCUCCUCCUGAUAACACUAACGCGGAGUACAGCAGGCUGGUGUCCAACAUCACUUCCAGAGAAGCCCUGGACGAAGAGGUAAGGAAGGAGAGCCACUGCCACGUGCCCCAGAGCCCCAAGCCCAUGGGGAUCCCACUCAGGAAGAACAGCUUCUCCACACCGGGGCACGAGCAGGUGGACAAGGGCAGGCGGAGCCCGUCUGUGGAGGAGGAGCUGAGCCCCCGGCACUACCCCCUGAGCGGCUCAGCCGGCAGCCGCAAGGCCCUGAUGAGCAGCCCCCAGAGCCCACUGAAAUCAGACUGCCAGCCCAACUCCCCCACAGAGUCCAGCAGCAGCAAGAACGCAGCCUUCUCUCAGACCGCCAGCUCCCCCACCUCCCAGUGCCCCCCAGACCCCAGACGCAACUGGAAGAAGUACAAGCUCAUUGUGCUGAACUCCAGCAACCAGAGCAAGGACAGCAACAGCAGCAGCAGCAGUGGAAGCCCCCGGGACACGGAGACUCACUCCCCAGCCUGCCUGCAGAGCAGCGAGCCGGAGAGCAUGGAGCUCCACACCCCAGCCAAGAUGAGCGAGCAUGAGGGGGACCUGACGGCCCCCCAAACUAGCCGGCUCAACAAUAUCAUCAACAGAUCCCUGGAAUCCCCUCGGAGUCACAAUGAAAGCCACUCUUCUCUCUACAUGAACCAUUUGAAGUGCGGCUCCCAGUCCCCCCGGCACUCUGAAGUGUGCCCCAACACUCCCGGAUCUCACUAUGGGGAGGAGAUGACGGAGCUGCAUUCGGAAUACUCGGACUCCAGCUGUGAAAAUGGAACAUUCUUUUGCCAUGAAUGCAACUCCAAAUAUACAGAGGAGGAUGCUCUUAAAAGACACACUCUCCAGGUCCACAGUGACAAGCCAUACAAAUGUGACCGGUGCCAGGCUGCCUUCCGCUACAAAGGAAACCUCGCCAGCCACAAAACCGUCCACACAGGAGAGAAACCUUAUCGCUGUAACAUCUGCGGUGCUCAGUUCAACAGACCAGCUAACCUCAAGACCCAUGCUCGCAUCCACUCGGGAGAAAAGCCAUACAAAUGUGAAACCUGUGGUGCACGCUUUGUACAGGUUGCUCACCUGCGUGCUCACGUGCUGAUCCACACAGGAGAGAAGCCGUACCCCUGUGAGAUCUGCGGGACUCGCUUCAGACACCUGCAGACCCUCAAGAGCCACCUUCGCAUCCACACAGGAGAGAAGCCUUACCAUUGUGAGAAAUGCAACUUGCACUUUCGCCACAAGAGCCAGCUCAGACUCCACCUCCGACAAAAGCACGGCGCGAUCACGAACACCAAGAUUCAAUACCGCAUGCCCAUUCCAGACCUGACCAAGUCCUGCUGAGCUACUGGGACAGGAACCGACACAAGACAAGGUUUCAACACCCCUGGAUUCUACAGUCAUCCAAAUGUGGAGAGGCUCACUGUUGUGGGAAAGGACAGCCAAACCGCGUCUGCCAACCUAAACGGGUUUCCUAUACAUGUUAAACGAAAGCCACAUUUGAGUCACUAUUGUCUAUAGUCACUUUAUUGUCCAAAUAUAAAGAUGGGAGUGUUUAAGCGAUCUCUCUCUCUCUCUCUCUUCUCCUCUUCUCUCCUCUCCUCUCCUCUCCUCUCCUCUUCUCUUCUCUUCUCUUCUCUUCUCUCUCUCUCUCUCUCUCUCUCUCUCUCUCUCUCUCUCUCUCUCUCUCUCUCUCUCUCUCUCUCUCUCUCUCAUAUUAUAUAUAUUCUUUAUUUUGGGAAAAGGAUGGAAUGUACAAAAAAUCCAGAGUUGUAUUUUGUAUAAAGAGCAUAGUUUUAUGAGAGCACUAUAAAUUUAAGUGAAGGAUGGUAUAUUUAAACGGUACAAAUCUUUUAAUGGUAGACCUUGUUUUAAAAAAAAAAAAAAAAAAAAAAAAAAAAAAGUGUGUAUAAAUGUAUGGGUGUAUCUAUAUAGCACAAUUGCCUAAUUCAUGGAAUUGGCAGACAUGGCAAAUGCAAUCGACAGCAAUGCUUGUGUCUUAUGCUGCUGUGUAAAUGCAUUUUAAAAACAGACUGGCUUCUGCAGGCAGAGGCCAAUCAGGGCUUGGUGUUUUAAAAUUAUGUAUUUUGAAGGUAUUGCUUCUGUAGAAGCAAGAAAUUGUGUCUAAUACUUAUUUGUACAGAAAUGUUUUUGUUUGUUUUGUAAGUGAAGGUUGACAGUUUCUUUGUUUUACAAGCUACAGUAGGUGUGACUGUUGGUAUUUGUACUGAAGGUGCCUUUCUUUGUGGUGACAAAAACAUUUUCAAUCAGUCCAAUAAAAACCAGCAAGGUACGACUUCAAGGACUUUGUAUGUCCUGAAAGGAAUUUUAAAAUGCUUUUAUCAUCGUCCUCCAGAACCUGUGCCAUCAACGUGCUUUACCUGUAAAUCUUCAGGAGGCUUUGGGGUGUGGUCUUUUAAACUGCAUUAAGCUUAUAUUGUAAAAAUAUAGGUGUAUGAAUGUAAAAUAAAAUGUCUGAAUAUUGAAUUUUAA